Porites lobata is the source of this 426-nucleotide messenger RNA. The record is from the annotation of a GenBank genome assembly. NCBI's taxonomy places the organism in Eukaryota, Metazoa, Cnidaria, Anthozoa, Scleractinia, Poritidae.
AUGCUGUUCAAGAAGCAUUGUCUGGCAGAAGCUGCAAGACUGGAAAAGCUUAAACUCAGUGAUGGGACUCCUUCUAUUUACAAACUUCAAAUGAACGAGCAGCUGAGAAAUGAAAGAAAGAAGAUCUCCAAACAAUCAAUUGGUGAACCAGGCCAAUGUCGAGAACAAGAAAAAGUACUCCUCCUUAUUGGGGCAACUGGAUCAGGUAAAAGCACUUUGAUCAAUGGCAUGGCCAACUACAUCAUGGGGGUCAAAUGGGAAGAUGAUUUCCGUUUCCAGUUGGUGAUAGAUGAUCCAAAAGUCUCCAAGUCGAGAAGCCAGACACAGUAUAUCACUGCUUACACAUUUUACCCUAUGGAAGGGUCAGCACUGUCAAGUAAAUUAACCGUAAUCGACACACCUGGCUUUGGUGACUCUGAAGGGCUG